Molecule: messenger RNA, 540 nt
Organism: Purpureocillium lilacinum
Lineage: Eukaryota; Fungi; Ascomycota; Sordariomycetes; Hypocreales; Ophiocordycipitaceae
Source: RefSeq, a predicted model, not a curated record
AUGUCUCAGAAAGUCACCUCCAAGAACUUGUCGUACAAUUCGUCGCUGCCCCCAUUCCUCGCCGCCCUUCGCGCCCAGGCGGGCGGCGCGCCGGGACCCGACCCCAUUCUCGCGAACCAGCGGCGCUCUGCCAAGAAGCGCUCCAGCAGCGAGGAGGCCGAGGACGCGCCCCUCGUCGUGGACGAGCAUGGCAACGCGGUGAGCGUCGAGGUGGGCAAGGAUGGCGAGGUCAAGGAGAAGCCACGCACGACUGACGACGACGAUGAUGCUGGCGACAAUGGCGAAUCCAAGGACACCAAAGGCGCGGCUCGCAAGAUGGAAAAGCAGGACGGAGACGCCAAGUUUGCGUUUGGUGGACGGAAGCGCAAAGUUGGCAAGGUAGUUGGCGACAACAAGGCCGACGACGAGGACGACACCCCAGUCAAAACCGCACGGCCGGCGGAUAGCAAGCAAAGCAAGGAGCUCGAGAAGCCGGCGGAGAAGAAAGGCAAGAAAAAGGCCAAGAAGAUAAAGCUCAGCUUCGACGAGGACGAGGGAUGA